Messenger RNA from Cyclopterus lumpus (lumpfish), 1629 nucleotides. Its product is annotated as sodium- and chloride-dependent GABA transporter 2-like. The transcript is spliced from 14 exons. The record is from RefSeq and is a predicted model, not a curated record. Gene Ontology annotation, biological process: sodium ion transmembrane transport. Gene Ontology annotation, cellular component: membrane. NCBI's taxonomy places the organism in Eukaryota, Metazoa, Chordata, Actinopteri, Perciformes, Cyclopteridae. The coding region runs from base 1 to 1629 and encodes 542 amino acids.
AUGGGAGUUAAAGGACAAGUCCCGGAGAGAGAGCAGUGGGGCAGUAAGAUUGAGUUCAUCCUGGCAGUUGCCGGACACAUUGUCGGUCUGGGAAACGUCUGGAGGUUCCCAUACCUUUGCUACAAAAAUGGAGGAGGGGUAUUCUUCAUACCUUAUGUUUUGUUUUUGUUCACCUGUGGCAUCCCCCUCUUCUUCCUGGAGACAUCUUUGGGCCAGUACACCAGUCAGGGUGGAAUCACAUGUUGGAGAAAAAUCUGCCCUCUUUUUGAAGGUUUAGGUUACGGAAGCCAAGUGGUGGUUUUGUACACUGGGGUGUAUUACAUCAUCAUUCUGGCUUGGUCGUUUCUCUACCUGUUUUCAUCCUUCAAGUCAGAGCUUCCAUGGGCGACCUGCCGCAACAGCUGGAACACAGAUGUCUGCUUUGAGCAUGGUCACAAUCAAACAUCCUCUCUGCACCUGAAUGGAAAUAGCACAUCUUCGGUUGUAGAAUUUUGGGAAAGGAGAAUCUUGGGCCUGUCCAGUGGGAUUGAGAAAAUUGGCAAUGUUCGUUGGGACCUGGCCCUCUGUCUACUUCUUGCCUGGAUGUUGUGUUACUUCUGUGUUUGGAAAGGAGUGAAAUCCACAGGAAAGGUGGUCUACUUCACUGCCACAUUACCGUAUGUAAUGCUGGUGAUUCUGCUUGUUCGUGGUCUUACAUUACCAGGGGCCAAAGAUGGAAUCAUGUUCUACCUCUACCCAGACCCAUCUCGCCUCACUGAUCCAGAGGUAUGGAUGGAUGCUGGAAGCCAAGUUUUCUACUCCUAUGGAGUUUGCACAGGUGUUCUGACAUCUUUAGGAAGUUACAACAAGUACAGCAACAACUGCUACAGAGACUGUGUUUACCUUUGCCUGUUAAACAGUUUAACCAGCUUUGUAGCUGGCUUUGCCAUCUUUUCUGUGCUCGGUUUUAUGGCAAAGGAGCAAGGUGUGGAUAUAUCGAUGGUGGCUGAAUCAGGUCCAGGGUUGGCAUUCAUUGCUUAUCCCAGUGCUGUGGCUCUAAUGCCACUUCCCCAGCUCUGGGCUAUUUUCUUCUUCAUUAUGAUCAUCUUUUUAGGAUUAGAUAGUGAGUUUGUUUAUCAAGAGGCAUUGGUCACAACCAUCACGGACAUGUAUCCUGAUUUCUUUCAAAACCAUUGUCGCCGCAAACUCCUACUUCUUGCCAUUUCUGUUGGAAGUUUCUUUGUUGGCCUUCUGAUGGUCACAGAGGGAGGCCUGUAUAUUUUCCAGCUGUUUGACUAUUAUGCCUGCAGUGGCAUGACACUCCUGUUCUUUGCUAUUCUUCAAUCUCUUUGUAUUGGAUGGGUCUAUGGAGCAGAUCGUCAGUAUGAAAAUAUAAAGGACAUGAUUGGAUAUCGACCAUGGCCUUUUAUGAAAUAUUGUUGGCAGUACUUCGCACCAGCCAUCUGUACUUUCACCUUUCUCUUCUCCUUGGUCAAAUAUACUCCGCUCACCUUCAACAACACUUAUGAAUAUCCCUGGUGGGGCUACACCAUUGGAGGAUUCUUCACUCUCUCUUCAACCCUUAUGGUUCCUUUGUGGAUGCUGUAUGCUGUGAGUGUAACUCCAGGAACACUCAGACAGGUACAGUAA